AAACUGAACCCAAAUGUCUUUUGUUUCAUGGCCAGUGAGGAAAAGAUGACUGCUGCCCGUGUCAGGAAGUGCCACAAGUGUGCCACAGGUCUAGUGAAGUCGGAGGGCUGCAACCGGAUGUCGUGUCGCUGCGGCGCGUUCAUGUGCUACCUCUGCCGGGAGCCUAUUAACGGCUACAACCACUUCUGCCAGCACGCUCGCUCACCUGGUGCCCCCUGCCGACACUGCAAGAAGUGCUCACUGUGGACAGACCCCACGCAAGAUGAUGAGCGAAUCAUUCAGGAGAUUCAGAAAGAAGGUGAAGCAGAGUUAAAUAAGAAGACCAGUCAGUCAGAAACCACAGGGAAGAGAGUGGGACCUCCCCCCGAGCCCAUCCCAGCGAAGCGCCCUCGGGUUACACCACAGGUCCCUAACGCAGCUCCUCAGGCCGUACGUGCCCCCCUGCUCAUCCCCCAGGUCAUGCUGCCUGGGCCGCAGCGUGUUUUCCUUCAGCCCAUUCCAGCCCCCUACGUGCCCCCGUUGCCCAACCUCCCCCCAGUAAAUUACAACCCACGUAACCUGAACUUUGACUUCAAUAUGCCUAUGCACUAUGGACCACCGCAUCGCUUCUUCAGACCUCUUUGAGGACACCAUGGUACAAAGCGCCACAUUUGAACUACUAAAAAAAAAAUCCAGGCUUCUGUCUUAACUGUUAGCCCUUGCUGUUUUUUUUCUACGUAUUUUGUAACAGGACCCAAACAGAUUUUCUGGAGUUUUAAGGAUGCCUGUUGGAUUUGCUUGUUUGUUGAAAGGUAUUUUUGAACAGCAUACAGAGUGAAUAAUAGGAACGCCUGUUAGUUUUCAGUUCAAUAAAACAAAGAACUUGAUGGAAAUGUAAAGGUUGUUUGU
Molecule: messenger RNA, 888 nt
Organism: Sinocyclocheilus grahami
Lineage: Eukaryota; Metazoa; Chordata; Actinopteri; Cypriniformes; Cyprinidae
Product: E3 ubiquitin-protein ligase RNF216-like
Exons: 3
Coding region: 28-624 (198 amino acids)
Source: RefSeq, a predicted model, not a curated record